Molecule: messenger RNA, 978 nt
Organism: Humulus lupulus (European hop)
Lineage: Eukaryota; Viridiplantae; Streptophyta; Magnoliopsida; Rosales; Cannabaceae
Product: TOM1-like protein 3
Exons: 4
Coding region: 324-737 (137 amino acids)
Biological process (GO): protein transport to vacuole involved in ubiquitin-dependent protein catabolic process via the multivesicular body sorting pathway
Molecular function (GO): phosphatidylinositol binding; ubiquitin binding
Source: RefSeq, a predicted model, not a curated record
CUGGGCAUUAUCUAGUUUUUGUUUUCUUUUCGUGAUUUUGAUAUAAUUUAGACACUUGUUUGGCGAGUGGGAUAUUUAAUUUAAUUGAUUUCUAUCAGAAAUUGCAAACGCUUGAUUUGUAUCCCCAAAUUUGGAUUAUUUUGUCUUAAUGGUGGAUUUAGUAUAUAGAAUUUGAGAAUGGUUAGACAAAAAUAGCAGUGAUGAUCAUUCAUAGGUAUAUGUUUGCGUCUUCUGUUUUGAACUAAAUUUGAUGAUUGAAUUUGUGGGUCUUUUUUGUUUUACGGAAAAUUUGAGGACAGGAGACUUAACUGACGGGAAGAGACAUGGCUGGUAAUGCUGCAGCCUGCGCCGAGAGGGCAACUAGUGAUAUGCUGAUUGGUCCAGACUGGGCAAUAAACAUUGAAUUAUGUGAUAUUAUUAACAUGGACCCUGGGCAAGCAAAAGAUGCCUUGAAGACACUCAAGAAGCAUCUUGGCAGUAAAAAUCCGAAAAUACAACUUCUGGCUCUUUUUGCUUUAGAAACUCUCAACAAAAAUUGUGGUGAGAGUGUUUUCCAGCAGAUAGUUGAGCGUGAUAUCUUACAUGAAAUGGUUAAAAUAGUAAAGAAGAAGGCUGCUAGAGUUGAAUUCCCACCUCGAGAAGAGAGCAGUGUACCAUUCUUUACUCCACCCCAGACCCAGCCAAUAAUUUCUCCUGUUACUGAAUACAAUGAUGCUGCUAUUGAGGCCUCUUUAUAGUUUGAUGCUUCAGGCCUCAGGUACUGUCUCGAUGACAACUAACUUUUGUUUGUCAUAAACAUUUAUUCAAAUUCUUGGUACUUAUUAGGUUUUAUUUUCUUAUAUUAAACAUAAGAUAGAUGCAAAAUAAAUUUCUAGCAAAGACUGGUUUUUUUCUUAUUAAUAAAUUGGGAUAUGAUUCUCCUUCCACCCAUGUUUUCCUGGACAUGUUCAAUAUAAUUGAAUUUUUAUGUGGGAGAUA